This is a messenger RNA of Coniophora puteana RWD-64-598 SS2, 303 nucleotides long. RefSeq lists its product as uncharacterized. The record is from RefSeq and is a predicted model, not a curated record. The transcript has 2 exons. Lineage: Eukaryota; Fungi; Basidiomycota; Agaricomycetes; Boletales; Coniophoraceae. The coding region runs from base 1 to 303 and encodes 100 amino acids.
AUGUCGCUGUCACUCGUAGAUGUCACACUGGAUGUUGCUGACAACAACUGCUCGGAAAGCGCUGUCGACGCUCUCAAGGCCCUCGCAAAGGGCAAGCGUCCACUGAGGAGUCUUUGCCUCCGCACAUGGGAGGUUGAGGACGAAGAUAUUCUCAAACCACCUGAUGGCAACUUCAAGUUGGACACGUUCGGCGACAUGUUCAUGCCCGGGCAGGACGGGGAGAUCGACUUUGAGCGGGAUAUCGCGGACUGGUUUAACAUACCUGGGGCAGCGGAUGUGCAGUCCCGCUCCUCCCUUGCUUAG